AAAACCUCAGACCCUCGAGUUCAUUUGCCAGACGGUCAUAGCACACUCAAUGAUUCUACCAAUUACAGUCUGGGGCAUAGCAAGAUUAGUCAUGUAGAGCCAGCCAUCGCCACACGUUGUGAAGAACAUGCUCUUGCCACCGGGACGGUGUCAACCUGCGAAGGCCUGGCAUUUCCUUACUUAUCGACUGAGGCUAUAAUUACUCGCCUUUUGUUCGGUCAGCUGAUUAUCAGUCUCGUCUGGACAGUGGCUGGUGUUCUGGGCUUAGAGGCAGCUGGCAAAAAUGGAAUUCAGAGUGACCACCGUAUUGAGUUUGCUAAGGCCGAGUACGACUCUAUACUACGACACUUUCUGACCUUGGCUUAUCAAGGCGAAGCAGAGGAAGUUUCAAGUCUGAGCCCUAAAGCCGCCAAAUUUUUGCAGUCUAUAAAUUGUCCGUAA
This is a messenger RNA of Protopolystoma xenopodis, 441 nucleotides long. Lineage: Eukaryota; Metazoa; Platyhelminthes; Monogenea; Polystomatidea; Polystomatidae. The record is from the annotation of a GenBank genome assembly.